Messenger RNA from Camellia sinensis, 2714 nucleotides. NCBI's taxonomy places the organism in Eukaryota, Viridiplantae, Streptophyta, Magnoliopsida, Ericales, Theaceae. The record is from RefSeq and is a predicted model, not a curated record.
AAGGUAAAAGGAAGGUAGAGAGAAAGGGUUGAUGUUGCGAUGGUGGUGGCUCUGCGCCACUGUUGGCAGUACCGGCUAGUCUAGGAAGAAGUCGUCGGAGUUGGGUGCCUGAUCGGAGCUGGGUGGUUGGCCGGAGACAGGGAAGGAGUUCUGCAAACCAGUGGCCGGAGACUGCCGGAGUUUGGGAAGUAGCAGUUUACAAUUUCCAUUGAUUUCGUUUGCCAGUUCUCAAGAGUGAAGAACAUCGUAAAUUAGAUGGCAUGCUAAAUCAAUACCAGCAAAUCAAUGACAGUGGGGGGCGUUAGUAUCUGCUAGAGGAGAUUUCAAGUUAGGCUUCUUCAGUACAAGCAAUUUGAGGAGCCGAUACUUGGGGAUAUGGUAUAACAAUAUCCCAGUUCAAACCAUUAUUUGGGUGGCGAACAGACACAGACCGCUUAAUGAUUCAUCGGGUGGUCUAAAGAUUGGGGAUGAUGGAAAUUUGAUCCUUCUUGACAGUGGAGGAAUAGUUGCUUGGUCUACUGGUAUCCAGAAUAUAUCAUCAAAACCCACUGUUGCACUGCUCUUAGACUCUGGAAUCUUGUUUUGAGAAGUGAAAAUGGUGGGAACACAGAAAGUUAUAUUUGGCAAAGCUUUGAUCAUCCUUCAGAUACACUGAUAGCUGGUAUGAAGCUGGGAUGGGACUUGAGGGUCGGUUUGGACCGGUAUUUGACAUCGUGGAAGAGCGCAGAUGACCCUUCUCCCGGAGAUAUCUCUUAUCGGUUUGAUCUUGAUGGUCUUCCACAAGGUGUUAUACGUAAGGGGUCAGUUAAACAGUACCGAACUGGGAUAUGGAACGGGCUACAGUUUAAUGGUGUCGAGCCUCAAAACUCUAUCUUCAAUUCUAAUUUCAUCGAUAAUUCAGAGGAGGUGUAUUUCGAGUUUGAUCUAUAUCAACAGAUAGUAAGGCUCGUUUUGAAUUACACCGGGACAAUGCAAUGUGUGAUAUAGAACAAUAGGAACCUUGAGUGGUUUGUCAUUAAUACAGUACCUAGUAAUCCAUGCGAAAGACAUGGCCAGUGCGGUCCUAAUUCUAUUUGCACAAUCUCUAAUGCAUUCAUAUGUAGUUGUUUGGAUGGAUACAUUCCUAAAUCAUCGCAAGAUUGGAAUACGAUGGUUUGGAAUGGUGGGUGCGUUCGCAAAUUCCCGUCAAACUGCUCGGAUGGACAAGGAUUUUUGGCAUUCAAAGGCAUGAUCGUCCCUGAUUUGUUAGAGUUUUCGCUGAACACCAGUAUGACACUUAGAAUGUGAAUUGGAGUGUUUAAAGACUUGUUCUUGAACUGUUUAUGCUAACUCCGAUACUACUGGAGGGGCAAGUGGAUGCUUGCUUUGGUAUGGGGAUCUGAUUGAUUUUAAAAGAUUCGCAAAUCCUGGUGAUCAAACUUUGUAUAUUCGGGUUACAGCUGCAGACCUCGGUGCACUCCUUGUUAUUUGUGUUCAAUAAUUCAUUAGGCUACAUAAAUUUGGCCAAACACGUAAACUACAUGAUUCUUCUUUUAAAUUUUUAUUUAUAUAAUUUUCACUGGAUGGUGUCUGCAGAGUCUAGAUCAGAUUCCAAGGAGAAGAAGAAGAAGCUGCUUUUGGUGAUUAUCCCCGUCUCAGUGGCUUUAUUGUCCUUCCUCCUUGCUUCUUGUGUCAUGUGGAAAAGGAUAAAACAAACAAGAGGUUCACGGCCAAACAUUCCAUUCAAAGAUGAUGAAAACAUAGACAUACCCAUAUUCAAUAUAGUCACAAUUACAAAUGCUACAAACAAUUUUUCUGAGAAGGGUCAACUAUCAACGGGACAAGAGAUAGCAGUAAAGAGGCUCUCGGAGAAUUCUAAACAAGGGCUCGGUGAAUUUAAAAAUGAGGUUAUCUUGAUUGCCAAGCUUCAACACCAAAAUUUUGUUAGGCUUUUGGGAUGUUGCAUUCAAGGAGAAGAGAGGAUGUUGAUCUACGAGUAUUUGCCCAACGGCAACUUGAGCUCCUUUAUUUUUGAUACCACAAAAAGCAACUCUCUUGAAUGGAGGAAACACUUUGAUAUUAUUGUGGGGAUUGCUCGAGGGGUUCUCUACCUUCAUUGGGAUUCAAGAUUGAGAAUUAUUCACAGGGAUCUCAAAGCUAGCAAUGUGCUGCUAGACAAUGAGAUGAAUCCCAAAAUUUCAGACUUUGGCAUUGCUAGAGCUUUUGGAGCAGGUCAAAUAUCCGAGAAAACGAAAACGGUGAUUGGAACUUAUGGUUAUAUGUCCCCAGAGUAUGUAUUAUGUGGGCUAUUUUCAAUGAAAUCAAAUGUUUUUAGUUUCGGAGUACUUGCUUUAGAAAUAGUGAGUGGACAGAGGAAUAGAAAGUUCGGACAUCCUAACCAUACUCACAACCUUCUUGGACAUGCAUGGAAACUAUGGAUUGAAGGGAAUGCCAUCAAGCUAGUUGAUGAGAAGUUGGAAACUUCAACAAUUCUGAUGUCAGAAGUAAUAAAAUGUAUACAAAUUGGUCUGUUGUGUGUGCAACAAUGCCCUAAAGACAGGCCAACAAUGUCAUAUGUGGUGUCGAUAUUGGAUAAUGAGGGUGCAAUGCUGCCCCGUCCUAAACAACCCGGAUUCUAUAUAGAGGGGAGCACUGAUGAGACAGAACUUGCAUCGACUACAAGAGUAAAAUGUUCCACAAAUAAGACGACUCUAACAAUUCUACUGGGUCGAUAA